Molecule: messenger RNA, 4261 nt
Organism: Penicillium brasilianum
Lineage: Eukaryota; Fungi; Ascomycota; Eurotiomycetes; Eurotiales; Aspergillaceae
Source: the annotation of a GenBank genome assembly
GCUAGUCCCGAAACGUUAUCAAAAGUUCUUGCUCCGCUGAGACUGUUACGGAGCGUUAACUUGAUUUCCAGAUCAAGCCUACUCACAAUGGAACGACCUGAGCUUGUAGAGUCUCCGCGGAAGCGGCAAAAGACCGAGGAUGUUCCCACAACCGAUGACACGGUUGAAGUGCUUCCAGGCAAUGGCAGUGCCGCAGCGACAAACGCGCAAACCAUGAAGGAACACGAUGUUGGCAUUACGGAGAUUGUGACUGCUGAUAGCGAGGGAUUCUCAGGUAUUCUGAAGAAGAGAUACACCGAUUUCAUGGUCAAUGAGAUCACACCCUCCGGCCAAGUUGUUCACCUCCAAAACAUCCGCGCUCCCUUCUCUUCAACCAACGAGGAAGCCACUCCGACUGAAUCGCAGCAGUCCACACCACAGGCUACUGAGCAGCCGGCUCAGAAGGAGGAAGUCACCGAGACUCCAGAGGCUGUGACACCCGCCGAGUUCAAGGUGUCAGAGGAGGACAAUGCUUUGCUUGCGGAGUACUUUGGAGCGGAGAAUGCGACUGCCAUUAUCAAUCUGCACCAGACAGCAAUGAAUUCUCCCAGAGCUCGUCCCAGCGAGUUGGCAAAGGUUACGGUUGUUGUCUCUGACCGCGACCUGCGCACCAAGAUUCACCAGGCCAUCCGUCGCAUCUUUAACUCGCAGUUGGAGUCGAGCACGGAUAGCGAAGGAAACCUUGCCAUCACGGCGGCCAGCAACCGCUUCAAGCGCAAGGCUCAAGGACACCGUGGUGGCAAUCCUGGCCGGACCGGUGGCCGAAUGAACUGGGACGAGCUGGGUGGCCCGUAUCUCCAUUUCACUAUCUACAAGGAGAACAAGGACACUAUGGAGGUUAUCUCAUACAUUGCGCGCACAAUGAAGAUGAACCCGAAGACCUUCCAGUUCGCCGGUACUAAAGAUAGACGCGGUGUGACUGCUCAGCGCGCCUGCGUCCUCCGUGUUCAAGCCGAGCGACUCGCGAACAUGAACAAGUCUCUGCGAAAUGCCUACCUGGGCGACUUUGAGUACCGCAAGCACGGACUCGAGCUCGGCGAUCUUGGUGGUAACGAGUUCGUGAUCACCCUACGCGACUGUGAAUUCCCCGGUGUGGAUAUGAAGGACCCUCAAGCUGCUGUCAGCAAGGCCUCGGAGAUUGUUGGCACCUCUCUGAAGAACCUCCACGAUCGCGGUUACUUCAACUACUACGGUCUCCAGCGAUUCGGUACUUUCACCACCCGAACUGAUACCAUUGGUGUCAAGAUGCUGCAGGAUGAUUUCAAGGGAGCCGCCGAGGCCAUUCUCCACUACCCCCCUCACGUCCUUGCCGCUGCGCAGGAGGGCGAGUCAUCCACAGCACUGAUCAGCACCGAUGACAAGGCCCGUGCCGAAGCAAUCUACAUCUUCCAAAGCACGCACAAUGUCAACGACGCUCUCGCCAAGCUCCCGCGAAAGUUCUCGGCCGAGGCCAACAUCAUCCGCCACCUGGGUCGCGUUAAGAACGACUACCUGGGUGCCAUUAUGUCUAUCCCCCGCAAUCUGCGCUUGAUCUACGUGCACGCUUACCAGUCACUUGUAUGGAACUUUGCCGCUAGCGAGCGCUGGCGACUCUAUGGCGACAAGGUCGUCGAGGGCGACCUGGUUAUUGUCAGCGAGCACCGGGACAAGGAGGAGACCGACGCUGCCGCAGCCAAUAGCGGCGUGGACGAAGACGGCGAAGUUGUCAUUCUUCCCGAAGGCGAGAACAGCUCCUACGCGGCAGAGGACGCAUUCACUCGGGCUCGGGCUUUGACCGCCGAGGAGGCCGCUAGUGGAAAGUACUCCAUCUUUGACGUGGUGCUGCCCCAACCUGGCUUUGACGUCCUGUACCCAGCCAAUCAGAUGACCGAGUUCUAUAAAAAGUUCAUGGGCAGCGAGCAAGGUGGUGGCCUUGACCCGUUCAACAUGCGCCGCAAGAACAAGGAUACCAGUCUGAGUGGUAGUUACCGCAAGAUCUUUAGCCGGAUGGGACCCAACUUCUCGCAUGAGGUCAAGUUGUACUCUGAAGAUAACGAGCAGUUUGUCCAAACGGAUUUGGAGAAGCUCAAGGGCGCCGACCAGCGUGACAGUGCUGCUACAUCUCAGACUGGAGACAAGUUGGCCAUCGUGUUGAAGUUCCAGUUGGGUUCUAGCCAGUACGCCACCAUGGCGCUUCGUGAGCUGAGUAAGGGUUUGGUUCGUGAGUACAAGCCUGAUCUUGGUGGUGGCCGAUAAGCCGAUCGUUUGGUAUGAUAUGAUGGAAACUGGGUGGCCCUCCACAUUCAUUGUACAUAGCUUGAGGUUUCUAAAAGUGGAACAAAAUCACCGAGAACAUCCACCAAUGAACAGAGUCGGGUGUCUGACCUUAUAUUACGAAAAUCUUUUUUCACCCAUUCGUACCUCGCUCAUUUUAUUUUGCCUCUUAGAGCCUAGGUGUUCGAAUAAUGAAUGAAUUCACACUUCAUGAGUUGGAUAUCAAGAAUCCCCGCGUUAUUAAACAUCCCUCCAUCACAACGCCAAUACUCUAGUGCUCAAAACACAGCCAAACAAAUAUGUAUAUAGAAAAGGAAACAGAAAAAACCCCUCCAAAAGGGCCCAUCCCGAGUCCCCUUAAUCCCUUAUCGGAACGACCUCCCAUGACUCUCAAUAUGCGGAUGAUCGUCAUCAAACGACGACACAGAAGACAUAUCAUCAAAAUCUCGCUCGUUAUUUAUCUGCCCAUGCUCGUCCGAAAUAAUCGAUACCCCAUCGUUAUCCUCAAUACCCUGAUUCUCAAAUGGCAUCCGUACACUCGCCGCCCUGGCACUAGGCGGGCCAUUGCUAACACGGCGACUAAUCGAUGACACCGGCCGACUGAAAUCACGUAGAUCAUGUUCUGUAGCGCUGAGUCGCUGAUCCAUCGAGACUGCCAUGGCGAUCCCCAGUUCCGUUUGUGGAUCGUCGUCCGGGCGUGCAGAUACAGAGCCGGGUGUAGUGUCGUGAGCAUGACUACGAGUGACAUCGAUGACUGGUAGUCGAGACGGAUUCCCUACCGCAGGGUCUGGAGACGCAACGGAUAUCUUAGGCGUAGUAGCCAUGAGAGCGGCAGUUGAGACACCCGGUGUUUCGGAGCCGCUCAUUUCGUAUCGUGGAGGGGCAUGACGACGCUUUCGGUGACGGAUAAAGAAGAAUAGCAGGGCUAGGAUGCCGAGGAGACCGACUAUCGCGAUGGGGAUGGCGAUGGCGAGUUUGGUUUUGGCCGAGUCGCCUCCACCAGAGUAAGCACCGGGAGCGGCAGUUUGGAGGGUACUGGUACUAGUCGAACUGACCACCGUGCCGGAGAGAACCAUGGAUGUCUCUAUGGAUGUAGUUGAUUCGGACACCGCAGAUACAAUGCUAGUUGAGGUUGGCGUCGUCGAUAUCCCGUUGAUUGUAGUCGUAGAUGAUGCAGGCGUCACUGAUGCAAAUCCAGUCGAACUUUCCAGCCAUCCUUCAGACAAUGAAGCAGGAUCUGCUGCCCGACUUUGACCUGCUGCCAUCUGUGAAGUCUCCGUAGCCACCGAUGUCGGGUUUCCGUCUGCCCCGGAGAGUUCUGAGUUAACGAUGGAUGCAUCUUCCUCCCAUGGCAACUGUCUUGGUUCUCGCUUAAGACUAUCCAAAUUCAUGUCCAUUGGAGAGGAGUCGGUAAGUUGAGAAGUUGAAAGUUGGGGCCUUGGAAAAAUCUCCAGGCAAACCCUUGUAGCAGACUACAAUCAAAGAAACCAGGAUCACGCAAGGAUCAAAGGACGACUGGGGGCCGGAAUUGGGAAAUGGGUACUUUUUCAAUGGGGCGUGGAUGAGUACGGGUGGCUUUCAUGAGCCCGUAUUCCCUUUAGAUCGUGUCGGUGAUUUUAGCUCUCUUGGAAUUUUAGGGUUGGCCGCCGAGGAUUGUCGAGAAGUAAAAAUGGUAUAUACUGAUAGAAGAGAAGAUGAAGGUCGGUGGGAAAGCGCCCACCUGGAAAAGACGGUACAUUCCACAGCCUCCCAUGACUUCCUGGGUCUCCUUAAUUUUUAUUUCUCCAUUUCUCCAUCAUCCACCACUCACCAACACUGCGAAGCCGCCCAUCUGCGACAGCGGUUCGCGCGCCGGUGGAGAGAAGGAGGGGUUCAACUUGGGGGCUGCACCUUAGCACAGCCCGACGGCGGUUGGUGACUACAAAGAAUCCCCGUCCAUCCAAUCAAUCAUACUCUAAGCGCGGUGCUG